CUAUAUAAACAAACCCAAUAGAGCAUAGAGAAUAAACACAAACACACAAUACAUAACCCAAAACCAAAUAAAUACACAACAAUGGCUAAAGCUUUUAGCCUAACGAUCUUGACCUUCCUCUUGAUAGCCUCAAAUGUGUACUCCGCUAGACUUCUCGAUGAGGUCGAACCUCAGCCGCAAUUAGUCCCUGCCACACCGGAAGAGGAGGAUGAAAAUCCACCAGUCGCAACAACAACUCCAACAACAACACAACCUCCACUACCAAUUCCCCUUCCAGGACAAGCCACGGGGGGACAUGUGCCUGUCCUAGAGUUCUUUAUGCACGACGUUCUAGGCGGGUCACACCCAUCAGCACGUGUAGUUACUGGGAUAGUAGCACAAACCGAAGUGAAUGGAAUACCAUUCUCUAAAUCCAACAACAACAUUUUUCCUGUAGAUAACGCUGUACCACUUGUAAACGCAAACAACAUCAACAAUAUAAUCAACCCAAACACGGCUCCACUCCUCACAGGACUAAGUGGCUCUCAAGCCAACACCGUCAUACAAAACACUAACGGUAACUCUCAAGGCUCCCUCAGCUCCAACAACCUUCCAUUUGUAACCGCAGGUCAACUCCCUCCCGCAGCUGCACUUCAGCAGCUCAUGUUCGGCACCAUCACUGUGGUCGAUGAUGAGCUCACUGAGGGCCAUGAGCUAGGAUCUACGAUUAUCGGCAGAGCACAAGGGUUUUAUAUAGCUAGUUCUUUGGAUGGAACUAGCCAGACCCUUUCCUUGACCGUGUUGUUCCAUGGAGAGCAUGAUCAUCACGACACGCUUGAUGAUGCCAUCAGCUUCUUUGGAGUCCAUAGGACUGCUGCUCAUGCCUCGCAUAUAGCUGUUGUGGGUGGGACUGGGAAGUUUGAGCAUGCUAAAGGGUAUGCUGUGGUGGAGACACUGCACAACCAGGAAGACCAACAUGUUACUGAUGGUCGUGAUACUAUUCUCCAUUUCAGCAUUUAUCUUACAUACUACAAAGCUUGAAGAUUAAUGUCUCAUUGUCUGAAAACUCUCCUUUACUUUAUCUGUAUGUUCUUACUAGUUUCAUGUGUGACUUUCGCUGUGUUGUGAACGUUUAAUGUAAAAAAAGUGUGUUAAAUGAGAAUCUCUAUUUUCAUUAUCCAAGUUUCUAUCUAAAUACACAAAAGGCUAGUUAAUACACUUUGGUGAGUAUCGUCCGAUUUAAAUCUCAAAAACUUUAGGGUUCAAGAUAAGAAAGAAAAAAAUAAUAACAGAGAUUCUCCAAUGUCGAUUACAGAUCCACAUAGUCAUGAGAACUCAUGGACUUACCUUGUUAAUGAAAUUUGGGUGAUUAAAAAUUAUUCGGAGAAUUGUUUUCGUAUUAUUAUUUUAUUCAUUUAAUAUUGAAUUAGAGCUUGAUCCACACAUGCGGUGUUGAUUUUACCUUUUUUAUAAAAAAAUUUAUGAGAUUUCUAAACAUAUAGGUUAUUUUGAUAUUUUUAGGUUUCUACGUUCCUACUCGAACCCGGAAUAAUCUGAUUGGAACCCUGUUCGAAAAUUUAUAACAUCCAAACAAAAUUUAAUAUUAAAACCCUAAAAUUCGAUACCCAAAAAACCGUUCUGUACCUGAACAGAUACAUCUGUACCUGAACAGAUACAUAGAUGCCUAUGUCUAACUGAUUCUGUAAAUAAAUAAAAAAUUCUUCGUUUGAAUUCUUGUCAUGGAUGAAGCAAUUUCAUCUAGAGCUGUGAAAUAAUAAUGGUUUACACGUAAAAUAAAUGAUCUCAAAUUAUUAUGGUAAUUAUAAUUAAUGAAGUAAUUAGUAAUUGGUAAGAGAAGCUCCAACAAUAUAUCCAAGACACUUCUAAGACAGUAUCCAUCUAAUUUUAAGGGUUUUAAUAAAAUCAAAAACAUGAAAAAUAGUUAGAGGUGUCUCUAAUUGUAGAUGUUUUUGGAGCUAUAUCCAAAGGAAACGUGUCCAUCUCUCAGUUGUUGAGUGUUUUAAACAAGGGGAAAAAAUUAAUAUGGUCCGAGUUCUCUCUCUCUUUCGCGGAAUUUUUUUUGGCUCUCUCUCUCUCUUGGGUUUGCGAUUCAGACGGCGAAUCAAUUCAUGUAGCCGCCGGUUGUAUAUGCAAUCCACCGCCGGUUGAGCAGAGAAUCCAACGCCGGAAGCAUCCUUUCACCACCGCCGGCUUCAUCAACGGAGAAAUUGGUGGAAUCUGAGGCUUGAUUGUUUCAGAUUUCUGAGUUGAAAUCGAAGAGAUUUCGAAGCAGGAAGCUUCUUCAUUCUUCUCUAGGUACGAUUCGAGGUUUAUAAUGUGUAGAUUCGUCUAUUUAAUCUGUUGAAUCUAGAAUAGGGUAUUUUGAUUUUAGGGUUCCUAAGAUUGUAAAUCAGGAUUCUUGGUUUAAAUGCGAAAUUAGGGUUAUUAACAUCAAUAAUUAGGAUAUUUAUUUGUUAUUAGCUAUUAUCAACAUAAUUAGGAUGUUGAUUCUUGAAUCCGAUUUGCAUUCUAUGAUCUCUUGUUGUGUUUUAUAGUUUUCAAUGACAUUAGCUGUGAUCAAUGGUUGUAGGCUGUUAAAUCGGAUCACUUCUCCUUAGCUGUGAUCAAUGCUUGGUUAUUUCACUCUGAAAAUGUUUGGUUGAUGUUAAAGUAGGACUGUCUACAUUAAAAUCGUGUUCUUAUUCAUGUCUAUAUUUUUUUAUGUAUUUAUGGCUGUUGAGGAUGGGGCUAAUGGAGAAGCUAGAAGUCUGUGUGGAGAGAGCUACUACGGAAGCUAAAUUUCAGCCUUCCAAGAACUUCCUCUCUUUAGUUCUCAGUGGACAAAUUCUCGAAGCCAAGAUGCAUAGACAACUGAAGACAAAAGAGGGAGAAGGAAUUGGUCACAGAAGGAAGAUUUGGUGCUCAUAAGUGCUUGGCUUAACACAAGCAAGGAUCCAAUUAUAGGGAAUGAACAGAAGGCGGACUCCUUUUAGAAAAGAAUUGGAGCUUACUUCAAUGAAAGUCCUCAGCUUGUUGGUAUGCCACAAAGAGAGGUUGGCAACUGUAAGCAAAGGUGGUUCAAGAUCAGUGACCAAGUCUCCAAGUUUGUUGGCUCUUUACGUGCUGCAACAGGUCAGCAGUCAAGUGGGCAGAAUGACAAUGAUGUCAUGAAGCUUGCUUAUGAAAUCUAUCACAAUGAUUACGCUGCCAAGUUCACACUUGAGCAUUGUUGGAGGGUGCUAAGAUAUGAACAGAAAUGGCUAUCAAAUUUUGGGACAGAGAAUAGCACGUCAAAAAAAAGGAAGGGUGAAGAUGGUUCUCAAGCUUCUGUCCAGUCAUCAAACCAUGGAGAUCGAGAAGAGGCUCGUCCUAAAGGUGUGAAGAAGGCAAAGGCAAGGUUGAAGGCAAAAGAGAUGGAAGCAACCAGCACCAAGCCUAUGGAGAAGUUGCAAGACAUGUUUGAGAUAAGGAAGCAGGAUCAUGAACUGAGGAAGCAGGAUCUUGAACUGAAGAAGCAGGACUUUGAAAUGAAGGAGAAGCUUAAUAAGCAACAUAUGUUGGAGACUCUCCUUGCAAAAAAAGAGCCUCUUAGUGAGAGUGAAAUAUCUUUGAAGAACAAACUAAUAAGUGAUAUAUUGUCAUAAGUUCCCGUGAGUCUUAUCUUGUUGUUGUUUGUUGAGUCUUAUGUUUUAAAAGUCACUCUGAAUGAUGUAUUUUCACUAUCUAUGCACUUGAGUCAGUAUGUUAGUAUGCA
Brassica napus (rape) is the source of this 3733-nucleotide messenger RNA. RefSeq names its product dirigent protein 24-like. Lineage: Eukaryota; Viridiplantae; Streptophyta; Magnoliopsida; Brassicales; Brassicaceae. The record is from RefSeq and is a predicted model, not a curated record. The transcript has 2 exons. The coding region runs from base 82 to 1020 and encodes 312 amino acids.